AUGACUUGGCCACUAUUUGUCAAGAAUUGCAAGUGGAUAACCUGGAACAUCUCGGAUAUGGUGCCACAAGUAAUGUCUAUAAUAUAUAAAGGAACUGGAUCACUUAAGAAUUCUGUUGUCAAAGUAUUUAAGUCUUCAGUCCUGUCUGAUGCCAUUGCUCAAGAAAUCAAUCUUCUCAAGUGGUUGAAGGAAUGUAAUGCCCCACACACUAUAAGAAUUAAAGAAAAUGGCAAUCAAUGGGUCACAUUAGUGCCCAUAUGCAAUAUUUGUUGUCUCUCAAGUCCAAGCUCAUUUCAAAAGUGCCAUUGGAUUCAAGGUAUUGAAGCUCUAAAAUGGCUACAUGAUAAAGGAUAUGUCCAUUGGGAUAUCAGGCCAGAAAAUAUAAUGCAAGCUGGAGGUAACUUGGUUCUGUCAGAUUUUGGCUCCUGUGUUCAAAUUGGAUCCACCAUAUUUGAAGGCACUACACGUUUUGCUAGUGAUAGCAUCAUUACACAAUUGCAAGCUUCUCUAAUAGUGGAUUUUCAACCAUCAGAUGAUCUCCACCCAUUACUACGUGUUGCACAAUGGUGUGAUAUGAAUCCUAGUUACUGGUCUAACUUACAUGCUUGUGAUACUAAUACUAACACAGAGCUAAACAAGAUACAAAGGUUCUGGCAGAUUCAAACUAGUAACCUUGUAAAGUUCACUGAUGCCAUUCCAGUGCAUGAUGACCUUGCAAAUGUCUUUAAUUCAAACUGGUACUGA
Messenger RNA from Paraglomus occultum, 744 nucleotides. Lineage: Eukaryota; Fungi; Glomeromycota; Glomeromycetes; Paraglomerales; Paraglomeraceae. The record is from the annotation of a GenBank genome assembly.